Molecule: messenger RNA, 861 nt
Organism: Anastrepha obliqua
Lineage: Eukaryota; Metazoa; Arthropoda; Insecta; Diptera; Tephritidae
Product: serine protease 3-like
Exons: 2
Coding region: 1-834 (277 amino acids)
Biological process (GO): proteolysis
Molecular function (GO): serine-type endopeptidase activity
Source: RefSeq, a predicted model, not a curated record
AUGAAAGUGUUUAUUGCUUUGGUAUUGAUUGUGGCUACAGUCUCUGCGGGUUAUAUCCAACCAUUUGACAAGCCUGUACAUCCUCGCGACUUGGCAGUUAUCUUUGAUGAUGAACCAACUGGUCGUAUUACCAAUGGUCAGACCGCUAGUGCGGGACAGAUCCCUUUCCAGGUUGGUUUGAGCUUCACUGGUAGCAGCGGUAGCUGGUGGUGUGGUGGUUCUUUAAUUGGUGAAUCAUGGGUUUUGACUGCUGCUCACUGCACCAGCGGUGGAACUAAAGUGAGUGUUUACCUUGGUGCCACUAAACGCACCAGCCCCAAGGAAACCCAGACCGUUACUAGCAGCAACUUUGUUCAACACGCAAGCUACAGUACUUCAACUUUGGCGAAUGACAUUUCGCUCAUCAAAAUCGAUUCUGUGACUCUUGGCUCAGAUAUUAAUACGAUUGCUCUGCCUAAGAUUGCUUCUUCGUACUCCACUUACUCAGGUCAAACUGCUCAGGCUUCUGGUUGGGGUCUCACCAGUGAUUCCGCUACUGCCGUCAGCUCUGAUUUGCAAUAUGCUGAUAUGCAAGUGAUUGAUAACACAGUCUGUGCAAAAACCUACGGUUCCAGGAUAAUCACCUCGAAUACUAUUUGCACUCAGGUUGUAUCUGGUGUCUCCACCUGCAGUGGUGACUCUGGUGGCCCAUUGGUUUUGGUAUCGGAAAGUGUUCAAAUCGGUGUUACCUCAUUUGUCUCAAGUUCCGGCUGUCAGUCUGGUGCUCCAGAUGGCUUUGUCCGCGUCACUAGCUACUUAAGCUGGAUUAAGGAAAAAUCUGGCAUCUCUUACUAAACGAAAAAUGACUUGUUUAAGGAGAUU